AUGUGGGGCUCUCUACUUUGGGUUACUCUGGGGAUACUGGGGGUCCUGGAAAAAGGGGGACACACCAACCAAAACCCCCACCAGCCCUUUCAGGUCACCUGGAUCUUGAAAAAUGGAGAGACCUACAAAGAACUAAACCAGACCACCGCCACCCAACCGAAAGAUAAGUGGUGGCCUGACCUAUACUUUCACCUCCAACAGCUAACCGAGACCUCAUGGGCCCGGGCAUAUCUCAGAAAUGUUGGGUUUUAUGCCUGCCCGGGACAUCAGCGGGAAAACAUAAAGACCUGUGGGGGAAUAGCCCAUGCUGUGGGGCCCAACCAGGUUAUUGCACCUCCCAGUCCCUCACCACGGGAGACAAACGCCACAAAUGUUGUGACCUCGCCUACCCUCACCCCCUCCCUUCAGCUGACCCGGACUGACCCGCUAGAGACCCAGGAACCCCUGUGGGCCUUGGUCAAAGAAACUUACAAGGCCCUCAACCACUCCAAUCCUAACGCGACCCAAUCCUGCUGGCUUUGCUACACCCUACAUCCACCUUACUACGAGGCCGUGGGCUUAAAUGCUACCUACAACUUAUCCAUUCUCUCCAACCCACCGCAGUGCCCUUGGGGAGACCGCAAGGUAGGCCUUACCAUGAAAGACGUAUGGGGUUUGGGGACCUGCUUAGGCACGGUCCCUAUAGAUAAACAAACCUUGUGCGCCCAGACUGGCAAUGAUACCAAUUUCACCAAUAAGACCUACGUCAUACCCGAAACCGGGGGGUGGUGGGUGUGCUCACAGACUGGGCUAACGCCCUGUCUCCACUUGGCCGUCUUCAACCAGAGCAGGGAAUUCUGUGUCAUGGUAGCGGUAGUGCCCAAGAUUACAUACCAUCCAGAAGAGGUCCUCUACAACUUUUGGGACCGAGACACCCCAGCUCCUAGAUAUAAGAGGGAGCCCAUUACAGCUAUUACUCUGGCAAUGCUGUUCGUCCUGGGGGCAGCUGGGAUGGGCACAGGCAUUGCUUCCCUGACCACACAACAUCAGGGCCUGAUCACCCUGAGGGCCGCAAUUGACAAAGACAUCGCCCGCAUAGAGAAGUCCAUGAUGGCCCUAGAAAAGUCCCUGACUUCCCUUUCCGAAGUGGUAUUACAAAACCGCAGGGGACUAGACCUGGUCUUUUUGCAGCAGGGGGGCCUCUGUGCAGCCCUCAAAGAAGAAUGCUGUUUCUACGCUGAUCAUACUGGGGUGGUUCGGGAGUCCAUGGCUAAAGUAAGAGAGGGAUUAGAACGCAGGAAGAGAGAGAGGGAGGCUCAGCAGGGCUGGUUUGAGUCCUGGUUCCAGAGUUCCCCUUGGCUGACAACUUUGCUAUCCUCCCUAAUGGGACCGAUCAUCAUUCUCCUGCUGCUCCUGACUUUCGGGCCCUGUAUCCUAAAUAAGCUUCUGGCCUUUAUCAAACAACGGCUCAACACGGUCCAGCUAAUGGUGCUGCGACAGCAGUACCAAGGGCUUCCAACAAGCACUCCGUGA
Messenger RNA from Budorcas taxicolor (takin), 1512 nucleotides. Its product is annotated as MLV-related proviral Env polyprotein-like. NCBI's taxonomy places the organism in Eukaryota, Metazoa, Chordata, Mammalia, Artiodactyla, Bovidae. The record is from RefSeq and is a predicted model, not a curated record. The transcript has 2 exons. Bases 1 to 1512 code for a protein of 503 amino acids.